CGUUGACAUCAUCCCGCGAUGUAUCCCUUUAAGCUUGCGCCCAUUGUUCUGGGCUGGAUCGUUGUAACUGCUGUCAUACGGCAAGGCGCCCCCAGACUGACUUUCAAGGCCGGCGACUGCAGGUACGACAGAUCGGUUUUCUCCAACUUUACCAUCCAAAUUAUCAAAACCAAAGUGAUGAUGGACAUGAUUUUGGUCACCACUUUGCGGCAGGGCCUUAAGGCGCACUUGGACUUCGAGUUUCGUCUUUCUAAGGGCAAGCCCUAUCAGAGUGUUUACCAGCACGACAUGAACUACUGUGCCCUCAUCAAGGGCUCCCAGGAGUCGAUUUAUCGGCGAUGGUUCAAUUCCAUGUUGAAAGUGGGAAACUUUGCAACGAGCUGCCCAAUAAAGGGGGGCUACUACUACCUGCAUGGCUGGACCCUGGAUGCGAACUAUGUGCCCUCCUUUCUCUAUCUGGGUGACUACCGAAUCGGCGGAUCGUUCUUCUAUGGCAGGUUUAAGAAGCAGUCGGACAAUCCCCUAGUGGAGUGCAGUGUAGAAGCCGUGCUGAACUGAAGCUGUGAGGGGUUAUGGUGGCGAACGAUCACCAAGUUUACAAUUGAUAGUCAGGCUCCAAUAGGCUGGAUAAUUAAUAUAUUUUGCAAACUCGAAAACAUUUAUUGAAACAGUUCCCUUGAU
Messenger RNA from Drosophila suzukii, 681 nucleotides. Lineage: Eukaryota; Metazoa; Arthropoda; Insecta; Diptera; Drosophilidae. The record is from RefSeq and is a predicted model, not a curated record.